Colletotrichum acutatum is the source of this 1632-nucleotide messenger RNA. RefSeq lists its product as uncharacterized. The coding region runs from base 302 to 1459 and encodes 385 amino acids. The transcript is spliced from 4 exons. The record is from RefSeq and is a predicted model, not a curated record. NCBI's taxonomy places the organism in Eukaryota, Fungi, Ascomycota, Sordariomycetes, Glomerellales, Glomerellaceae.
CCUGAAAUCUGACUUGCUGCCUGGAAGAACACCUGAUGAGUCCAUGGGUGUGAAACAGGGUGCGUGAAAUUUGGAUUAAUUUCCCAGCCUGACUGUUGCGGUAUCUUCGAAAAAGUCGCGAUAAUGGCAUCAUCAACAACAUCAUGGUGUUGACUUCAACUUACCUCGUCAGCAUCUGUGAGCGCUUGCGCCGACCGCUCCCACACUCCGUUCGCUCCGCAUCAGGGGCAAGGGUCCUAUAAUUGGUGAUAUCCACACAUGGCAGGGAUUCUCCGACCACUCAGGCUCUCAACUCGCAAUCAUGUCAUCCACUUCCACGUCAGUCCGGAUUUCCCUGCCGCGGCGCUCCAACGUUAUCUUGAGCCCAAAUCUCCAUAGAGCCGGCCAAGCGUCUCCUUCUUCCUCUUUAGACGACAUACACCCGAAACCUUCUCUUCACGACGACGAAGCGCUUCCGAAAAUGCCGUCUCUCGGGGUGCACUGGACACCUCUAAAGAUUGGCCUUCUCACGGCCGUCUUCCUGAUAUCGGCCUGGUGGAUACUGCCGUUCCAACUGCCCGCGAUCCCUGAAUCCAUCGCGCAUGGCUCUUCGCCUAAGCCCGCAACUCCAGACCAACAGAGCGCGUCUUCAAAAGACCGACCGCUCAUCGUGUAUGCGUAUCAUGACUCCGAGAGCGCGCGAGCAAAUCUGGAUUACUUUGUCAACAAGGGUAUCCACAAUGGUGCAGACUUUGUCUUCAUCUUCAAUGGAGAUGCAAACGCGUCGAGCACCAUUCCUGACCUACCAAACAUCAGCAUCGUCAAGCGGGAUAACACCUGCUUCGACAUGGGUGCUAUUGGCGAAGUCUUGAGGAAGGAUGACCUGUGGAAGAAGUAUAAGCGGUUCAUCACGAUGAACGCUAGCAUUCGAGGGCCGUUCUUACCGGCGUGGAGCUCGUCUUGCUGGUCGGACUUAUACCUGAGCAAGGUGACGGAGACAACCAAGCUCGUCGGAAUGACACUCAACUGCAUCCCUAGACUGCAUGUUCAGUCCAUGAUCUUUGCUACUGAUGAUGUCGGCAUGGGCAUCCUCUUGGACCCCACAGUCGCAACAAGCGCGUCGGAAGACGACCGCUUCGGAAGCAAAGACGCUCCCGUUGGUCUCAGCGGGUGCUACGCGGACUGGAACGCCGCAGUCCAUGCCGAGGUCGGAACGACGGGCCUGAUCAUGAACGCUGGUUACAAAGUCGACGCCAUGAUGACCGCUCUGCAUUCCGAAGAAGGAGUAGAAGAGUACUGCAAGGCUCACCCGGAAUCCGGUGACUUGUUAUGGGACAAGAAGUAUUUCGGGAGCAACAUUCACCCGUACGAGACUGUCUUCAUCAAGGCGAAUAGGAAUGUUGAUCCGUCUCUGAUGUCGUCGAUGACGGAUUGGCAUAUGCGGAUGAAGUCUAACAGCUUCGAUGUGUGUGGCUCCUGAUUGGCGUAUGAGAGUAAGACUCUGUAUGAUAUCCCAUAGACUGUAGACAACCUAGAUAGAGUGUAAAUGUUCGGUGUAUCUAAGCGAUUUCAACAAUACAGAAGGCUUCGAAGCCAACAAUGCCAAUGAUAUUCAAAGGUAGUGUUGUUGGAAGCUGAGCUUGUUGCGUGACU